Molecule: messenger RNA, 670 nt
Organism: Mauremys mutica (yellowpond turtle)
Lineage: Eukaryota; Metazoa; Chordata; Testudines; Geoemydidae
Product: killer cell lectin-like receptor subfamily F member 1
Exons: 5
Coding region: 26-670 (214 amino acids)
Source: RefSeq, a predicted model, not a curated record
UGCAGCUCCACUGAGUUUGGGGAAGAUGGAGGAUGACGAAGGUUACACGGUAUUGAACCUCCGGCCGAAGAGGGGAAACUCAGCCAGUCCGUCUCCAGAUGGACGCCAAGGAUGUUGUUACAAAGCUUGUCAGGGCUCCUGUCCAAAAGGAAACCCUGCAGAAAGCGACGGUGUCACUCAGAGAACCGGAAGUGGAGGAGAACGCAACGCCAGCCUGGAGGACUUGUUUUCUCGUCUGAAGCAGAGUCUGUGCGAUCCAGCCCAGAUAAGCUCAGCAGGUGGCUCCGGGUGCAAACUCUGCCCCAGCGACUGGCUGCUGCACCGGGACAAGUGCUACUGGCUGUCUAAGGAGGGUAACACCUGGAGCAAGAGCCGUGACGACUGUUCAAGGAAGGGAUCUCAAAUGCUGGUGAUCCAGGACUGGGAACAGCUGAAUGACCUGCAGCCUGUCAUACCAGCUGGUCAUGCUGUUUGGAUUGGAUUAUCAUUUAACUCUACACAGAGGAAGUGGACCUGGGUGGACGGUGCCCCUGUCCAUGAAGAACUGGUCCCAGAAUCAAGUCAGGGUGCAGAGAGCAACUGUGGAGAGUUAAUAAAGACUAAGAUUGAUUAUGACGUCUGCGACACUGACUUAAAAUGGCUCUGCCAGAAAGCAGCUUUCCCGCUAUAG